This is a messenger RNA of Psilocybe cubensis, 1806 nucleotides long. RefSeq lists its product as uncharacterized. The transcript is spliced from 4 exons. Lineage: Eukaryota; Fungi; Basidiomycota; Agaricomycetes; Agaricales; Agrocybaceae. Bases 1 to 1806 code for a protein of 601 amino acids. The record is from RefSeq and is a predicted model, not a curated record. Gene Ontology annotation, molecular function: oxidoreductase activity.
AUGCGAAUUCUUCGCGCGCUUGUCGACUCGCUCAGCGAGUCGAUUACUCGGUCGGCGCCCGCAGUGUAUAUACGUAACCCAAAGUACGAUACCCUCAGUAUUGAAGCAACCCUGUGGAAUGGAGACCCUUUUUUCCGGUAUAUGAAGGCAGUUAACGAUCAGAAGAACACACCUCUUAUUGCUGGAAUUGGGGUUGAAGUUGCAACGCGACGGAGGAAUAAAUUUGCCGGGUUUAUCAAGAACAUUGAAAUUAAGGAGCAGGACAAGGGUGUCAUUAAUAUAGACGUGACAGUCAACCAAGCAUUAGGGAAUUGUCCGAAGUAUAUUGUACUUCGUGAGCUCGAGCCCCGGCCAACGACCUCUCCUGUGAUCCAACACGACCAUUCUCAUCUCUCCCCAGAGGAAAGGCUCUCUGAUGAAGCCAUUGCUCUCAUCCUUGCAUCAGAUACUGUCUUUUUUGGCACUACGUACUCUGCUGAAGCUUCAGAACAGUCAAUGUAUCCUUCGCAUCUUGGAAUGAAUCAUCGUGGUGGACGACCCGGAUUCAUUCGUGUGAAGCCAUCCGACGGACGCACAGUCGUACUCCCAGACUUUUCUGGUAAUCGAUUCAUGACAUCCCUGGGCAAUGUGGAGGCGACACCGUUCGCGUCGCUCACUUUCAUUGAUUUCAAAUCUGGCAACAUCCUAUAUCUCACCGGCAAGGCUAAGAAUGUAUAUGGCGCAGAUGCUCGUGCAGUCAUGCCCUUUCAAGAUCUACUCACGGAAAUACACGUGACGGGGUAUACUUACGUGGUCGAUGCUCUUCCCGUUCGCGUUGCAGCAGGGUAUGUCGACCAACUCAGUCCAUACAGCCCGCCCAUCCGGCUUCUCUCUGAAGAAGUUCCUGAUACCAAACUCUUCGAGAAGGAAAACCAACCGAAGGCACGAUUGGCCAAGAUUUCUACGCUCAGCCCUUCCAUCGCAAUAUUUGAAUGGGAAGCGUCUGAGCCGCUUUCUGUGAAGCCAGGACAAGCUAUCAUCUUAGACUUCAGUCCUCUCCUCGGUUCGCGUCAAUAUCAGCAUAUGUCACCUGGAAAACCCAGCCUCGUAAACGAUGACUUCAUCCGUACCUGGACGAUCUCAAAUACGUUACCACAAGGUUCCAAUUCUCGGUUAUUUGCUCUCACCAUGCGCGAGAAAACUGGAGGAGUAGUCACAGGCGCCCUAUUCAAUAUAUUGAGGAAGUUAACAGAAUACAAGCACGCAGCACUGGAGGAUGCUAGAGUACUAUCUUUAGACGUGAACAUUGUCGGCAUCAAUGGCGACUUUAUUCUUCCUCCUUUUCAUCCUCCUUCUCUUGGAGCUGAAGGUCUCUCGGCCUUCAUUACUUCGGGAAAGAGACACCUUUAUUGGUUCGCAGGUGGAAUCGGCAUAACCCCAUUUCUCUCAAUGCUUGCUGCUCUCUCCCAAGUUCCUGAUGCCGAGUUGCCUCGAUGGGAAAUCACUCUAAUCGUUUCUACCCGCGAACCCGACGUCUCUCUUUCUCUAAUAUCGCGCGCCAUUGGAGGAACAGUAUGCCCAGCCUAUUUGAAGGUCCAUAUCUUUACGAAUGCUCAGGUGCCUGAUAUUGAACCCGAGUUCCGCGUCACUACUCACACUGGGCGUAUUGAUUCUGCGUUCCUGGAAGCACAGCAGGAACAGUUGCGGAAGGAUAGUGCCGAGGUGUUUAUUUGUGGACCAGAAUCUUUCGAAAAGUCUGUUCUAGAAUUUGUCGGCAAAGUUGGCGCUGACAUUGGAAGAGUGCGUCGAGAAGGUUUCGCUUACUGA